AUUGUUACUCAGGGACACAAAAUUGUUACUCAGGGACACAGAAUCGUUACUCAGGGACAGACACAGAAUUGUUACUCAGGGACACAGAAUUGUUACUCAGGGACACAGAAUCGCUACUCAGGGACACAGAAUUGUUACUCAGGGACACAGAAUUGUUACUCAGGGACACAGAAUUGUUACUCAGGGACACAGAAUCGUUACUCAGGGACAGACACAGAAUUGUUACUCAGGGACACAGAAUUGUUACUCAGGGACACAGAAUCGUUACUCAGGGACAGACACAUAAUUGUUACUCAGGGACACAGAAUCGUUACUCAGGGACACAGAAUUGUUACUCAGGGACACAGAAUCGUUACUCAGGGACACAGAAUUGUUACUCAGGGACACAGAAUUGUUACUCAGGGACACAUAAUCGUUACUGAGGGACACAGA
This is a messenger RNA of Staurois parvus, 432 nucleotides long. Lineage: Eukaryota; Metazoa; Chordata; Amphibia; Anura; Ranidae. The record is from the annotation of a GenBank genome assembly.